AUGGCAAUCACAGACGUUCCUCGUGACUUUUUUGAUCCAUUUCGUGGUAAAAGGCUUUCUUACCUACUGCUGCAACAAAACGAGUUCAAGUGUUACCCGUCCAUCUUUGCUAAUCUAACAUCCGUUUAUGAGAUGGUGCUAGAGACAUUUCAUAUAGGAGUUCUGGAGCCUGCUUUCUUUGAUGGCAUGAAGGAACUUCGAAGCCUUACAGCUAGUAACACAAAGUUAGAGCAAAUCAAUCCUUCGGGGUCAUCAUGGAAGAUUGAUCUUCGGGAACUGGAUUUGUCAGAGAACAACCUUCAGAUGUUGAGUCCAUUUGCCUUCAAGGGGUUCUCCGUUGUAAUUGUCGUUAUCGUCAUCGUCAUCGUGUACCACUACAGAUGGCAACUGAGGUACAAACUCUUCCUUCUCCGACUCUCCAUUUUGGGCUACAGAGAAAUCCUGGACGAAUACGAUCGCGAGGAUUACGACUUUGACAUCUACGUCAUAUCGACAGAGGAUGAUGAGAAUUGGAUUCAGGACAAACUGAAACCAUAUUUUCAGGGAUUGCCGUACUACAAGCGAAGCAGAAACGUCUUUACGGAAGAUGAUCUUCCCCUUGGCAGGCAUCGCAUGGAAACCAUAGAUCGCGUCUUGCAAAAAAGCUUUAAGAUUCUUGUAUUACUGAGUGAAACUGCCUGCGCUGAUGGCUGGUUUCUGGAUUGUUUCCGUAUGGCAAUGGAUGAAGUGGCCGAUACUCAGACAGAGAAAAUCGUAGUGGUGUUCCUGCAGAACAUUGAAGAAGAUGUGAUGCCAUUUUAUGUGAGAUGGUACAUGGGAGGCCAAGGGCCAUAUGUAGAAUGGGUGGAAGAUGAUGAUGAGGGGCAGAAAUACUUUUGGAAACGUUUAGAGAAAUGUCUGUCUGUAAACCGUAAACGUAACCAUCUUAUACCUGCAGAAUAA
Molecule: messenger RNA, 942 nt
Organism: Strongylocentrotus purpuratus (purple sea urchin)
Lineage: Eukaryota; Metazoa; Echinodermata; Echinoidea; Camarodonta; Strongylocentrotidae
Product: toll-like receptor 4
Exons: 2
Coding region: 1-942 (313 amino acids)
Biological process (GO): signal transduction
Molecular function (GO): protein binding
Source: RefSeq, a predicted model, not a curated record